Molecule: messenger RNA, 789 nt
Organism: Arachis ipaensis
Lineage: Eukaryota; Viridiplantae; Streptophyta; Magnoliopsida; Fabales; Fabaceae
Source: RefSeq, a predicted model, not a curated record
AUGGAAGCGGAUGGCAUUUUAAUUUACAAAAGGUAUCGAAUACGUGAUGACGAAGACAUAGGACUAAUCAAAGGUUGGCAUAAUCGUUUUCCAAACGUCCAUCUGCUGGAGUUAUUUGUGUUUUUCGUUGAUAUGUGUGGAAUGACUUCGUCGGAAGUGGGUGGUGAGAAUGCAUCAUCUACGACAAUUAGAACAAACACUAGAAGGUUGAUAGUUGAUUUGAACAUGUCAUCCCAGGAGAGUCAAGAGGAGUCAAAUCCUGAUGAUUAUAAUGAUGGUCUGUUGGAAGUAGAUCAUGAAAGUCAUGUCGGUUCUAUAGUUGGAGACCUAAUGAUGGAUCAUUACCAAGCUCAUCCUGUGUUCGAUGAUGAAGAACCUGAGGAGGAACCUGCUAUUUCCAAACUGUAUGAUCAUCCGGCUCACUAUUCCACGUUGAACCUUGAUGCAAUGAAUUUAGAUUGGUUCUUUAGUCAAGGAGGGCUCGAGGAUGAUCCAACGUGUGAGUUUGAGAUUGGACAACAGUUUGACAACAAAGAAGAAGCCGUGACGGCGGUAAAGAUGUAUAACAUUAGGAGGACUGUGGAGUAUAAGAUAUUAGAGAGUGACCAGUUGAAGUAUGAUGUACACUGCACUCAGGACUAUGGAAGGUUGAAUUCGAAAGUGGUAGCUAAACACAUAUUCUCUAUGGUGAAGGCAGAUCCUACGAUCAACAUAAGAGUUCUCCAAGGAGCAGUUGAGAAUCAUUUUGGUUACAAGGCAUCUUACAGAAAAGUUUGGCUUACAAAGUAA